AGAGAACACGUUUCAGAGGGUUUCCAACUAAGCCACGAGUUGUUCGAAUCUGCCAAAAGCUCAUUGGUUUUCGGACUGAUUGAAAAGGAGCAGAGUAUUUCGGACCUGGUGAAUCAAGCUGCCCUUUCGUCAUUCCGAGGUGUUCCUGUUAGCUAUACAAAAACCAUGAUAGACAGAAUAUGGAAAGUCACAGAAGAAGAAAUGAUGGCGAGUGGAAGGAAACACAUGCCGGCUUUAUUUAAUCCCGCCAAGUCAAGAGCAGCAAUUGUUUGCCACUCAGCGAAAGUGAACGAAAUCGUCCAGUCCUUCAAAAAUUUCGGUCGAAACAUGGUCACCUAUGACUCGGCAGAAGAUUCAUUCUUGAACGAAGCUUGAAUCACGUCUUCAUUGACUGGUCUUGAGCACAAAAUCCGAAUUCAACCAGCU
Messenger RNA from Notodromas monacha, 426 nucleotides. Lineage: Eukaryota; Metazoa; Arthropoda; Ostracoda; Podocopida; Cyprididae. The record is from the annotation of a GenBank genome assembly.